AUGACCGUCCCUGCCCCAAAUCCGAUUGUUUGCUAUGACAGUACAAACAUAGCUGGUUCCCCAUACGGUCCUUACUGGAGACAAAUGCGCAAAAUAUGCACCAUGAAGCUCCUUGGUCCUGAGAAAGUCCAAUCAUUUGGCUCUAUCAUGCAAGAUGAGGCUUGGCAUCUCAUUUCAUCUAUCCAGGCUCUAUCUGUUGCUGGAGCUCCAAUCAAUUUAACUGAAAAACUGUCCUCCUACACGAGCUCCAUGGUUUUUAGAGCAGCAUUCGGGAAAGUAAGCAGACAGCAUAAGGAUACAUUCUUACAGGUUUUGAAGCAAGCACUACCCCUUGUAAGUACUUGUGAUGUCUCUGAUCUUUUUCCGUCAUACAAGAUUCUUCAUCCCUUUAGUCGGGUGAGUACUAAAGUCAUGAAGAUGCACCAAAAGAUUGAUAAAAUUUUCGACAACAUAAUUGCUGAGCGUGUUGAUAACUUAGCAAGAACGAGAAAGGGCAUGGGAGAAUCCAGCGAUGAAGAUCUAAUUGAUGUUCUACUAAGAGUAAAAGAAAGUGGUGAUCUUCAAAUUCCAAUCACCAACAACAAUAUCAAAGCUGUUCUGAUUGACUUGUUUACAGGUGGCCUUGCAAAUGUACCCGCAGCUGUUGAAUGGGCGAUGGCUGAGAUGAUCAGAAAUCCAUAUGUGAUGGCCAAGGCACAGAUUGAAAUAAGGGCAGCCUUUAUGGGAAAGAAAACAACAAUUGAAGAAACUGAUGUUCAAGACUUGGAGUACCUGAAGUUGGUCGUUAAAGAAACUCUAAGGCUGCACCCUCCUGCUGCACUUUUAGUCCCUAGAGAAUGUAGGGAGCAAUGUGAAAUAGACGGAAAUAUAAUCCCCAUCAAGACCAGAGUCAUAGUUAAUGUCUGGGCAAUAGGAAGGGACCCUGAGUAUUGGGAUGAUCCAGAGAGUUUUAGACCCGAGAGAUUCGAAAACAGCUCCAUUGAUUUCACUGGAACUCACUUUGAGUAUCUCCCUUUUGGUGCAGGAAGGAGGAUGUGCCCAGGAAUUUCAUUUGCUAUGCCUAAUAUUGAGCUUCCAUUAGCUCUUUUGCUCUAUCAUUUUGACUGGAAACUCCCAACUAGCCUCCAUUCCAAUGGUGGUUUAGACAUGAGCGAGGCAGUUGGAUUUUCUGCUAGAAGAAAACAGCACCUUUGCUUGCUGGCCUCUUUGUGUGAUCCUGCCCUUGAUGUCGCAUGCCGGACUCCAGUAACAGAUUAA
Coffea arabica (coffee) is the source of this 1257-nucleotide messenger RNA. Its product is annotated as premnaspirodiene oxygenase-like. Gene Ontology annotation, molecular function: oxidoreductase activity, acting on paired donors, with incorporation or reduction of molecular oxygen; heme binding; iron ion binding. The record is from RefSeq and is a predicted model, not a curated record. NCBI's taxonomy places the organism in Eukaryota, Viridiplantae, Streptophyta, Magnoliopsida, Gentianales, Rubiaceae.